AUGAGGCAAAAGUCUGAUUCAUGUUUUAGUGCUCAUAGUAAUAGAUAGGAUUGUUUAUGGAAAAAAGGAUAUCCUUAAAUCUAAUUUGGUUCCUAAUUAGUGAUUUUAAAUGGUUUAAAAAUCAGAGAUAGUCAAAAGAAAAAUAUAUAAUUUAAGUUUGCUUAUGUUCAAGAUAAAUAUUUGAUAGUUGACCAAAGGUAUAUAAAUUUAGAAAAUAUUUAAAUGAAAAAGUUUAUUAUAUCUUAGAGUUAAUUUGAAAGUUUGGCAUUUCUGUAAUUCAAGAAUAACUUUGAUCUUUUUGAAAUAUUCGGUUCAGUGCCAUAAGUUUCUGAAAUAUAAAAUUAUUGUAAAUUACAUACCAUCUAAGAUAAUUUUGAGAAUAAUUAUGAGAUUAUGAAAUUGAUAGGCAAAGGAUCUUUUGCAAAAGUAUUCAAAGUUAAAUAAAUCGAAAAUUAAUAAAUUUAUGCAGUAAAAAUAUUUAAUAAAAUGAAAAUGAAAGAAAAUGAAGAUGAAAAUUAAGUAAAUAAAUUUAAAUAUUUUUAAAAGUAAAGUUUAUGGAAAGAGAUUUAAAUUAUGAGAUUGAUGAAUCACAAGCAUAUUAUUAAGUUACGUGAAAUAUAUGAAGAUGAAAUAAAAGUUUAUGUUAUAGUUGAUUUAUUGAAAGGAGGAGAAUUAAUAUCUAAAAUAGAAAAAUAAAUGAAAAUAUACGAUGAAUCUCUUGUAAGAAAACUGAUUUACAACAUCUUAGAUGCUUUAAUUUAUAUAAAAGAGAGAAAAGUGAUUCAUAGAGACAUUAAACCAGAAAAUUUAAUAUUAAAAGAUGAAAAUGACAUUUCUAAUAUAGUUAUAGCAGAUUUUGGUUUAGCUGAUUUUUAUUAGGAGAAGGGAUAAUAUUUAUUUAAAAAAUGUGGCUCAUUAGGUUUUGUAGCUCCUGAAAUAUUAUAAGAUAAACUCUAUGAUUAUAAGGUUGAUGUUUAUUCUUUAGGGAUUGUUAUGUUCCUAUUAUUAACUGGUGAGGCAGCAAUUUAAGGAUGCAGUACUUAAGAAGUAUUAAAAAAUAAUACUUAUGGUUUAAUUGAUUACAAAAAAUUGGAAUCUUGUGAUAUCAGUUAAGAAGCGAAAGACUUAUGUAAAAAAAUGUUGAUUUUAAAUUAAAAUUAACGAAUCUCUGCAGAAGUUGCUAUAUAGCAUCCUUGGUUUAAAAUUGAUAAUUAUAACAUUUCUAAUAAUACGUUGUAAAUUCAUAGAGUACAAUAAGAUCUUAAAGGGUAAAAAGAAUUUUUAUUUUGCCUUACUCCACUUUGGGUAAAUAAAAGUUUAAGAAGUAUCAGUGACUCUUCAGAUUAAUAUGGCGCUUUAAGUAAAAAGAUAAAUCUAUAUAUUAUAGCAAUCAAUGUAAGGGAUAGAACCAUAGAAGAAAUUUUGAACAGUAAAAAUUUUAAAUCAGAUUCUGCUAUAUAUGAUUUAGAAGAUGAUAUCAUAGAAGAAGAAACAAUUGCUAAUAGAAUUGAAAAUCAUAAACUAUUAGUAAAGUAAAGAAGCCUUCCAUGA
Paramecium sonneborni is the source of this 1551-nucleotide messenger RNA. The record is from the annotation of a GenBank genome assembly. NCBI's taxonomy places the organism in Eukaryota, Ciliophora, Oligohymenophorea, Peniculida, Parameciidae.